AUGCGAGUAAUCGUCGCGCACAGCGGCGAGACCGUGGAGCUCGAGUGCGACGCGGACACGCGCGUCGAGACGGUCGCGACCGCGCUCGCGGCCGCGACCGGCGUGGACGUCGCCGACCAGCUCGUCGUCUUCGCGGGGCGGCGACUCGAGUCGAGCGAGACGCUCGGCGCGCACGAGCUGCCGACCGCCGCGGAGCCGCCGCCGCCGCCGCCGGUCGACGACGACGCCGCGACGACGCCGCAUCCGAAGCCGAGCCACGUGUUCAUGUACAUGAAGAGCUUACUGCGACCGGAAGCGACCGCGCCGCCGGUGCCGCCGAUGGUCGCCGUCGCCGUCGAAGCGUCGCCGCCGCCGCCGCCGCCGCCGCCGCCGGCGACGACGGCGGCGGCGGCGGACCACCCCCUCGACGCGUCGCCGUCGCCGCUCGCGCGCGCUCUCCCGGACUACGAGCGCGACUUCCGCGCGCACGCGCAACGCGCGUCUUCGUUCGCCCGCGCGAUGCGGCGCCGGUUCGAGCACUGCGAGCGCUUGAUCCUCGAGACGCACGCGAUGGCGCUCGCCGUGGACGCCGUCGCGGAAAACGUCGACGCGCACUUUUCGUACAUCGCGCGGCGGCAGGUGCGUUCUAUACACUGGUUCCCAUACGACCGCGUUGGCGUGGUGAACGUCAUUCCUUAA
Micromonas pusilla CCMP1545 is the source of this 678-nucleotide messenger RNA. RefSeq lists its product as uncharacterized. The record is from RefSeq and is a predicted model, not a curated record. Gene Ontology annotation, cellular component: phagophore assembly site membrane; Atg1/ULK1 kinase complex. Gene Ontology annotation, molecular function: protein kinase binding; molecular adaptor activity. The coding region runs from base 1 to 678 and encodes 225 amino acids. Gene Ontology annotation, biological process: autophagy of mitochondrion; autophagosome assembly; autophagy of peroxisome. The transcript has 2 exons. NCBI's taxonomy places the organism in Eukaryota, Viridiplantae, Chlorophyta, Mamiellophyceae, Mamiellales, Mamiellaceae.